AUGGAGGGACGUUACGUUCUUGAGCUACGUGAUCGUGAUCCGGCCACCGUUGAGGAUCUUGUGCUAGAUGGUUGUGAGAGUGCCGAAAUUGAGGGUCUCAGCGACAAACUCGUGAAACUUCAGGAUGGCCUCGAAGGGGAAGACAGUGGAGAUGAAUCUGGUUCUGAUCUGGAUGGCCCUGGCUUGAGCUACUUGGACAAUAGCCAGUUGGAUGAAGAUGAAUCAGAGGAAUACAAACCUGACGAUUUGGAUGAAGAAACAACAAAAAGGGGAUUGAAGAGGCGCAACGAAGAGACGAACGGUGAUGAGUCUGGUACAAAGAAGAAGGCUGAUGAAUAA
Ostertagia ostertagi is the source of this 339-nucleotide messenger RNA. The record is from the annotation of a GenBank genome assembly. NCBI's taxonomy places the organism in Eukaryota, Metazoa, Nematoda, Chromadorea, Rhabditida, Trichostrongylidae.